Messenger RNA from Iphiclides podalirius (scarce swallowtail), 2658 nucleotides. The record is from the annotation of a GenBank genome assembly. Lineage: Eukaryota; Metazoa; Arthropoda; Insecta; Lepidoptera; Papilionidae.
AUGACUGCAACGCACGGAGGCGGCUGUGAGGACGACCGCCCGGAUAAGGAAUCCGUAUACACGAUUAAAACAGGAUUCAAAAACGAUGCUUACCAGCAUGACCGGGACUCAAACGACGACAUCGUCAAACCGCCACCGCUGCCCACCGAGGAUGACUCAUACGCCUCCGGGAAGGUGAAACUCUCAAGGAAUGAGAAAUGGAGGAUAUUGAAGAACGUCGCAGCAGUGAGCGCCGCUUUCAUGGUGCAGUUCACCGCCUUCCAGGGCACGGCGAACCUACAAUCGUCUAUCAACGCCGCCGACGGCCUGGGAACGGUGUCGCUGAGCUCGAUUUACGCAGCUCUCGUAGUAUCCUGCAUAUUUGUUCCCACUUUCCUAAUCAAGAGGCUAACGGUCAAGUGGACCCUCUGCUUAUCCAUGCUAUGCUAUGCGCCUUACAUCGGGGCGCAGUUCUAUCCAGCAUUCUACACGCUGGUGCCCGCGGGUGUGGUGGUAGGCUUAGGAGCGGCCCCUAUGUGGACCUCCAAGGCCACGUACCUUACGCAAGCUGGUAGCGUUUAUGCCAAAUUAACGGACCAAGCAGUGGACGGUAUAAUCGUCCGAUUCUUCGGAUUCUUUUUCCUGGCUUGGCAAACCGCCGAGCUAUGGGGCAACCUUAUUUCCAGUCUCGUGUUCUCUUCCGGAGUGCACAGUGGCAGUGGAUCUAAGGACAACACCAGCAGCACUGUGCUUUCGUGCGGUGCCAAUUUCUGCAUGAUAGGUGGUGGCCACCACGACAAUAGGAACCUCCACCGGCCGCCGGACAGCGAGAUAUAUGAAAUCAGUGCCAUAUAUCUUGCAUGCGUUGCCGUAGCCGUUCUGAUGGUCGCUUUCCUGGUCGAUCCUCUGUCGAGGUACGGCGAAAAGCAGAGGAAGGCUGAUCCGUCCAAAGAGCUGACAGGAAUACAACUCUUGUCGGCCACCGCAUACCAACUGAAGAAACCGAAUCAACAACUACUUAUUCCAAUAACUUUAUGGAUAGGAAUGGAACAAGCGUUCAUCGGUGCUGAUUACACGCAGGCUUACGUUUCCUGUGCCCUCGGAAUCCGCUCCAUCGGCUACGUGAUGAUCUGCUUUGGUGUCGUCAACGCACUCUGCUCUCUCCUUUUCGGGUCCGCUAUGAAGUACAUAGGAAGGUUUCCAAUACUUGUGAUGGGCGCCGCUUUGCACCUCGGCUUAGUCGUUUGGCUUCUAAUAUGGAUGCCCAACCCAGAAUCACCUACGGUGUUCUUUGUCAUUUCGGGGCUGUGGGGAGUUGGCGACGCGGUUUGGCAAACCCAAAUAAACGCAUAUCAGAUAAGCCCCGAGGGAACUCCUAGACCCCUUACGUCUGACCACCCGACUUUGGCCUCAUUCGAAUCAGAAUCCGAGUCUCCUUCCACAUACUCAACCACCUACUCCUCCACCCCCCACCCCCCACCCCCUUACCCACCUCCCAAAUUGAACAAAUCUUCCCAAACGUCCCCACUUGAAACUCUCCCUUCUCCCCCCCCCGAGUCUGGACUCUUUAUAACCAGGAAAAGGUUGACGCCGCCACCCCAAAGCGUUUAUCCAUCAGCUCCGGACGAUACCGCCAACCCUGCAUCAAUGACAGCAAAAUCCUUCCCAGAAAUCACUGCCCCAUGGUCGAAUAACUCUGCAAGGAGCAACAUCUCCGCUCACUCGACACAACCGGAUCCAACCAACUCAGCGUAUGAGAUAGUCGCGAGCUGGAGACAGGAGGACAUUCCUCCGAGAUCCAUUGUGUCAGACGAUGACUCAUCCUUUCCGGGGUCGCCGGUAUCUGAAGUAGGUAGACCAAGCCUACUUAUAAAUUCUGGCAAGCGACUGGGGGUAGAGAUGGAUAUGGCGACCAGAGAGGCCAAUGAAAUGCUGCUGCGAGGUAAGGAGGCCCUGGAAUCCGCAGGGAAAAUGAAGAGGGAGUGCAAGCAGACCACAUUAGACUGUCUGCAUUCCCUCUAUGAAAUGGUCCUGGCACUCUCAGAUUCUAGGUCACGUCACAAACAAAACCUAGAGAGGGAGCGCUCUCGAAACGCUCAGGAACUAGUGCGCGUAGAGCGAGCCCACAACAAACUGGUGGCGGGGCUUAUUAAAGAUCUGGCCUCGGAAGUCGCCCAUGCCAGGACAGACAUCAAAACUAAUCUGCAGGAGACCAAGGAUGUAAGGAGUUGGCUGGAAUAUGAAACGAGGGUACCCUUUCCAAAGGCCACAGAAGCACAAAAGGCGCUGCAGGACGCAGAAAAAAGGCUUGAGGAAAUCCAUAGGACCCUAGCUCAGUCGAAAAAGGAAGGUAAAACCACACUAGAGUCAAAAGAUAUCACCGACAUAAGAUCUUCGAAGAAAACGCUGGCCAAUCAAAUAGACGACAUGCGAAGAAAUCUCAAUAACAUCUUUGAGACAAACCACAAAAGUCUGCAGCGCCUGGAAACGAUAACGACCCAACCCACCCAAGAUGGUGAUCAAAUAAACAGGGUGGAGAAACAGCUCUCGGAAGUUAGUGACACUCUUAAACAAAUAUCAACUCAAAAUAAAUCUGACACAAAUCACAACCUACAGGAACACCUGCAGCCCCUAACAGAGCACCUGGAGGCAUUGCACUCGGAGCUAAAGACUAUGCGA